Thunnus maccoyii (southern bluefin tuna) is the source of this 3466-nucleotide messenger RNA. It is a transcript of the gene c2cd2l, whose product is annotated as c2cd2 like. Gene Ontology annotation, biological process: positive regulation of insulin secretion involved in cellular response to glucose stimulus. The transcript has 15 exons. Gene Ontology annotation, cellular component: cytoplasmic side of apical plasma membrane. Lineage: Eukaryota; Metazoa; Chordata; Actinopteri; Scombriformes; Scombridae. The record is from RefSeq and is a predicted model, not a curated record. The coding region runs from base 360 to 2456 and encodes 698 amino acids. Gene Ontology annotation, molecular function: phosphatidylinositol binding; phosphatidylinositol transfer activity.
CUGUGGGCCGCUGCUGCUGUUUCUGGAGAGCUUACAGUGGGAGGGUAUGAGCAGCGGAGGUUUUAAACCUACUGGAGCCUGUAGGUGAUGGCUCCGCUUUUAAAUCAGUAGAUGCCAGCAGAGAGACAUCGUUAGAAACAUCGCAGAUGACUCUGAGAUGGGACAAACACAUUUAUUGCUGGCAGCGUUUCAUAUCGCCAUGAAGCCCGUUUCAUGUUACGAUUACUUGCUUUCGAUUCCCUCCAGCCUGCAUCUCGGACCGUUCAAGUUAAACGGCUAAAGGAGGCUGGUCUGCUCUGACUGACAGUCCUGAUAUUUCCAUCUGGACCUGGUGAUAUGAGAGGCUCCGGGAGACGGUGAUGGAGCUCCAGGAGUUGGGCUGGCUGUGUCUGGUGGGUCUCUUCCUAGCCUCCUUGCUCAUCGUGCUGGCAUGGCUGCUCCAGUACUCGCUGACCGUAUUGCGGCUGUGGAGAGCAAGGAGGACAGCCAAGCUGGGCAGAGGAGGAACAGCCUCGCUGCAGCUCUCCCUCUCGCAGCCCCGCCAGAGCCAGGCUGCAGGUGUUUGGGGCUUCCUGAUGAAGCUGCGCUCGGGCCGGGAUGGGGGACCAGCAUCUGAGGCCGGGGUUAAAGGCUUGCUGACCUCCCUGUUCUCCUUCAAGUCCUUCAGGGAGCACUGGCAGAGAACCUGGAUCAAAGCUCUGAAUGAGCAAGCCUGCAGGCAUGGGAGCUCCAUCCAGAUCACUUUUGACAGCAGUCUCCAGUUUACUGCUGCCUCCGCAAUAGAUAGUGUGACCUGCACUGACCAAUCAUCACACCGAAUGGUUUUACACUGUAAAUGUUGGGUGGACACAGUGACAUUUCCCGUGACCGUCACCCAGCAGUCACCAGCUGCCGUUUCCAUGGAUACCUAUCAGAUCAGUAUAGCACCUAUGGUGGCAAAGGUGGUUGUGUGUCUGGAGGACGUGGAGGACGAGGGACUGCUGAUGUCCUGGACUCUCUCCAAACAGCCAUCGUUUAUUCUGACCUUGUCUCCAUGCAAGCUGCAGAGACAGGGCACUGACGGUGAGGCAGACCUGGACAUGAUUAAAGGACUGAUAGAGGAUACUCUGUUCAGCACUCAACCAGCCAUGGUCCUCAACCUCAAGACUUGUGCAUCCAGUCCUUUGGCCCCCAUGGAGCAUCUAUCAGUGGGAUUAAAUUCUGUACCCCAGAGCGUCUUGGUGCGACGCCUAUUGCUUCGGCAGCUCAGGGCGACCUUAAGUAAAGGUCAGUGGUCUAGAAUGGGGGAGCUGUGCUGCGUCCUGACCCUGGACCAACCCUCCACAGAGAGGACAACCUGCUUCCUGUCUGCUCCCAGCAACCCCAACGCCCCACUGGAAUGGAGUGAAGAAAUGACUCUGGAGCUGAGCCCAGAAACCAAAGAGCUGAGAAUAAGACUUCUGGAGCGGAAUGGCAGAAGGGAACAGUUCCUGCACGGCCACGCCUCCAUAGCCUUGGACCUCCAGCACAAAGUUCCUACAGGACAACAUACACUGUCAAUAAGCCCCGGCCACGGCUUGGCACCAAACGCUACCAUCACCGCAGAGCUGUUGUACGUGGAAUCAGAGGAACCUCGCGCGCUCAACGCUUUACCACUUCGUUCCUCACUCACUCCCACCAAGAAAGUCGACAUGGACCGAACCAUCAUGCCAGACGGAACCAUCGUCACCACUGUGACCACGGUCCAGUCUCGACUGAAACUGGAACGCAGUCCAGGUGAUUCCCCUUUGUGUUCCCCAUCCAAAGUGGAAGUGACCGAGAAGAAACCCACCAUCCUGUCUGAUGGCAGAGGCGGCGGCAGCAGCCCCAAUCUUAGCAAGGGCAGCCGCCUCUCGAACGGCCUGGAUCCUGUUGCAGAGACGGCCAUUCGUCAGCUGACAGAGUCCGCCUCCAAAGUGGCGCGCAAGACACCAACAAAAAGGAGCACGCUGAUCAUCUCGGGCGUGUCAAAGGUUCCGCUCUCAGAAGAUGACUGUGCAUUAUCGAGCGGCUACGCUGCAGCCAUGGACGCGGCCAUGCAUGGCAACCAUUACGGGGUGGGGCAUCACCAGGACCCGGAUGAAACAACACCCUCCGACGUGUCGGAACGACCAUCUGUAGACGAUGUGGAAUCAGACACUGGUUCCACUGGUGCCUUGGAGACCCGCAGCCUCAAGGACCAUAAAGUGGGCUUUCUACAGAGUGGUACGAAGCUGUUGUUCCGCAGAAGACAUCGAGAGAAGGAGUCCUGCCUCAGCCAGUCGCAUGAAGACAUCUCCAACAUGGACACUAAUUUUGCUGCUGUUGCAACCAGCAGCCGUAAAAAGUCUGGCAGCUUCUCUCGGCGUCUCAUCAAACGCUUCUCUUUCCGUUCAUCAGGCAAAUCAAAAGGCAAAGCCACCAGUACCAACGGAGGAACCAGCUCACUGGAUAACUGAUUAUCAUUGCAGGGACAGGACUUGUGUCAUCCUGCUAUUACUGUCAGAAGAAGAACUAAACAUUUGUAAGAAUCCAGUCUUUGACAGGUUGAACACUCCAGGUGGGCUGUCACCUGUACAUCUCAGAGGGAGGAUACCUCUGCAAGGACUUUCCUCUGGAGAGAAAUGAUUGCACUUUCAGGACAGAAGUCACACUUAAUCGCAUUAUUGAAGUUGAAAAGUGAUUAUGAAGCUUAUCUCUUUCGAGGCAUUUGCUGCUUUGUGGACCAUUCGAACACAAACUAUAGCAGGAGUGUUUGAUUGUGACUGAUGGUGGAAAUACUCGAAAACUAUCUAAUGAUAUAAAACUCCAGUAUGACACUGUUGGUCGCACUUUGGACUUUUAUGUUUUUUAGCAGCACAUGUAAAAUCCUUGGGUUGUAUAAAAGUAAUUUAUUAUUAUGUGGUUCUCAUGAAACAAGUGCUAUUUAUUUUACUAAAACAAGUCAUCAUAGUUGCAUUACACUGUAAAAUAGACAUUGCUGUGUUUUUCCAUACAAAGGUAAUUUUAAACAUAGUUUAAAUAAGUUAACAAAAAAACACUCUUAAUCUAGUUGUAAUGUUCAUUCAUAAUUGCUUAUACAUGGCUUUAGAAUGUUGUUCAAUGUUGUAUCUAUAAGAAAAAGAUCAUAUAUUUAUUGUACUUUUUAUUUUAUAAAGGUACUUUGUGAAAUAUCAUUGAAAUUUCUGCUCAUAAAUGCAUUUCAGUUUGCUUCUGAAACUUCAACCCUUCUUUUCAGUUGAAUCGUCUCUUCAGAAUAACUCAGACUUGUUAUUAAAACAAUAAAUACAGUCUAUCAGUGUCAGUGAAACACAUACUGUAGGAUCUCUAGCAGACUUUUCAAGGUGGGCAAAGUUGAAACUUUUUAAAUUUUGACUGUUGUCGGUAAAAAAAAAAAAACUAAACUAAAAAAAAACAUGUCCAGGUCCUGCUGUCCUUGUCUCUCCUGUUGACUCCAAUUAAUUCAAAA